UUCCUCAAAUCUCCCUCGCACUCGCUCGCAUCCAUUUCGGCUUCCUUCUCUCCCAAACCACCGACCACCCUUUUGCUCCGAUUUGCAGGAAGCUCGCAUCUUGAUUAACAGAUUCGAAUCUCUCUUCGCUUCUUGGUAGCAUUUUGCCCCUUCCACUUGUUAUGGCGGAGGAAGAGGUUGCAGCGACGGCGCCUUCGAGCCCUCCCCUCCACACGGAUCACAAGCGGAAGCACGAUGAAUUGGACCUACCCGCUGAAGCUCCGGUCGCGGAAGACGAGAAGCCCGGGGUGACUUCUGAUGUUGUGGAAGAUAAGGAAGAAAUCGAAGGCGGCGGCGACGAUUCGUCUGCAAUCGAUGGGGAUUCGCAGGAGGUCAAGCGGGCUAGGGUUGAGGAUAAGCCGGUGGACGAGCCUGUUGGUGAAAAUGGCUUUGAGAUAGGCAAGCCAGAUGAAGGUGCUAACGGGGAAACUGUUGGUGAUGAAAAUGGUAAAAGUGAAGUGCCGGAAGAGAGUGGUGCUCAGCAGGCUCCUGACAGGAUUCAGGAAGCAGGAGAGCAGAGUGAGGAGAAAGUUCUUAAUGAAGAUGCUGCUGCAGCUGGAGUUGAUGAGGAGAAUGAUGGAAAGAAACCAGAUUCUGCUGGGGAUGUGGAGCCAGUUAAAGCUGAUGAGCUGCUCCCAAAAGGGGAAGACGGGCAACCACUACAAGAAGCAGAGGAAGAAGCUCUAUCCGAUGAUCAGACUACCACUCGUAGGGUGGAAGUUCCUAAUGAUAAGGUUGGGGUUCUUAUUGGCAAAGGUGGGGACACUAUUCGUUUCCUCCAGUAUAACUCUGGGGCAAAGAUACAGAUAACAAGGGAUGCAGAUGCUGAUCCACGUUGUGUGACAAGACCAGUGGAAAUAAUAGGGACUCUAGGUAGUAUUAGGAAGGCUGAGAAGCUGAUCCAGGCUGUUAUAGCUGAGGCUGAUGCAGGGGGUUCCCCUUCCCUUGUUGCUAGGGGCCAUCCUAGCGCUCAGAAUGCUGCAGUUGCAGAGCAACUGGAGAUGCAAGUUCCAAACGAGAAGGUUGGUUUGAUCAUAGGAAAAGGUGGGGAUACUAUCAAGGGUCUACAAACAAAAACUGGAGCACGUAUUCAGUUAAUUCCUCAACAUCUCCCUGAAGGAGAUGGAUCAAAAGAAAGGACUGUACGUGUGACUGGCGAUAGGAAGCAAAUUGAUAUGGCAUGUGAGUUGAUAAAGGAAGUCAUGAGUCAGAACGUGAAGCAAUCAUCAUCUCUUUCUGGGGGUUUCAACCAGCAGCAAUCGUAUCGAUCUCGUGGACCCAUUGGCCCGAACCACUGGGGUCCACCACGAGGCCCUCAUCCAUCCCAACCAAUGCCUCCUUAUGAUUACCACCACCGAGGACCUCCAUAUCCACCGCAGCAUGGCAUGCACUACCCACCUCCAAGUUAUGGUAAUUACCCCCCACAGCAGCACAUGGGUCACAGAACGAACUAUGGUCCUGGUUGGGAGCAACGACCUCCUCCCAAUAUGCCACCUGGUGGUGGUGGUUAUGAUUACUACGGUGGUCAACGAGGCCACAUGUCUGACCACCCUGCUGCUCCGCCAGUCUCUGGCCACCCGCCUGGUCCUGCUCCUGCAACGAAUUAUGGUUAUGGACAUGAUUAUGGGCAUCAACCUUCUUAUCCCCAGCCGGCACAACCUCAGCAAGGCUAUGGCCAUGGAUAUGACGAACCAAAGUAUGGACAUGCCAAUUCACAGCCAGGUUAUCCAGGAUAUCCAGCUCAACAUCAACAAUACAGCAAGCAGCAACCACCGGCUUACCCCAUGCAAGCACAGGGCCAGCCUCCUCAGCCGUAUGGUCAACCGAGUCAAGCAUACAGUCAAGGUGCUGCAACAGCUCAACAGCAGUAUUCUUACCAAUCUGGGUAUCCUCCAUAUGGUUCUGCAAAUGAUGGGUAUUCUCAGGUUCCAGCUCAGCCGAGUGGACAGCCUGUACCUGCUUAUAGCCAGGCUGCCCCUGCAGCAUAUGGAUCAUAUCAACCUUCGCAAGGCUAUCCUGAUCAGGCUGCCACCGCUCAGAACACUGCUGCUGCUACUGGUUAUGGUUAUCAAGCACAAGAUCCUGCACAUCAGGUCUAUGCUCAGCCAGCGCAAGCAGCUGCUGCUCCACCAGCUCAACCGAGCUAUGAUCAGUCAGUGGCACAACCGGGGAGCUAUGCUGCAGCACCUGUUGCUGCUUCUGCCCCUGGGGGUGCAGCUCCGGUGGGGUAUGGGAAAACGGUAUCUCCUCAGCCAGCAGCGUAUGGUCAGUAUGAUUCGAGCCAGAUGUAUGCUGCUCCUCAUUGAGAAGAUACGGUUUAGUGGUUGUAUUGAAUAGUUAUGUGAUUUAAUAUUCUGGGAUUCUGAAUAGUAGUAUGAUUGUAUGAAUUAGUUCUUGCUGCAUUAGGUCCUUUGGCUGACUGAACUGGAAUGUACGGCUGAAUUUUAUGUUAAUGCUGAUCUCUUUUGAAUGACGGAGUUAAUUGGGCCAUUAUGUUGGAAUGAAGGCAUGCUUUGGAC
This is a messenger RNA of Linum trigynum, 2558 nucleotides long. The record is from the annotation of a GenBank genome assembly. NCBI's taxonomy places the organism in Eukaryota, Viridiplantae, Streptophyta, Magnoliopsida, Malpighiales, Linaceae.